Messenger RNA from Effrenium voratum, 1836 nucleotides. NCBI's taxonomy places the organism in Eukaryota, Dinophyceae, Suessiales, Symbiodiniaceae. The record is from the annotation of a GenBank genome assembly.
AUGAAGGUAGAAAAGAUGAAAGAGGAGAAGGUGGCGGAGCAGGUGCUCGAGUAUCCAAUCAAGACAGAGCUUUGUCAGCCAGGCCAGGAUUCCAUUCAGCCUGUAAAGCGUCGGCGCCUUCGGCGUCACGAUACGCAGGUGGGCCGGAAUGUGGCCGAUGCCAGUGGGAAGAUUCACACGAAGAAGGAUGUCCUUGACUGGCACAGCUUCUGGCUGAAGGUGAAGCACGAGCUGAAAGAACAAGUGAGGUCGAUGGAUGAUGAAAGCCUGAAGAGAGGCGGCUUCACAAAGGAGGAAGAUGCGGGGGUUUGCAAGGUUGAAACAGGCACAGCGGUGAAAGCCGAGCAUGCAGAGAGCAGCCACCAGGCCGGAAGUGCAGCCAUCGCCCCAACCAGCAGUUCGGGCGCCGCAGAAAUUGGACUCCGAGCCGGAGAAUCCACGACCAGCACCACCAGGCUGGAGGAACAGAAAGUGGAGCCGGGAAGUCCGCCAGACGCCUCCACCGGUGUGGUGAAGGUGGAACCGUCCUCGGAACCGACUGACUCUCGAUCGGCCGAUGGCAAGCUGGCCGCGGCGGAGUUUGAGGAGCAGGUGGCUUUGUGGGCCCGGCAAUGCGCCGGGUUCCGGAAGCGGGCCACUUGGAUGCCCACGAGGCCCUGCUGUCCGGCGAACGUCUUCUUCAGCAACCCGGUGGCGCGGCAGGAGGAGGACCCACCCUGCGUGCAGCGCUUGUCCCGGAAGGAGCUGAGCUGCCUGCGGCUGUUCUUCGAGCGUGGGCAUCCCCUGUUUUCCGCUUCACUGCGGACUGGCCCAGCGACCAAGGUGCCAACACCUACGGUCUCAGGUGCUGCGGCAGCCGCCACGCAACAGGAGGUAGGCUUACCAGCCAGCAGCUCGGCAAGCAUGAAGAUGUGGCCCUGGAUGCGGGACCUGCCCAGCAACAUCUGGGCUGGCCGUGGAUGGGUUUACGAUGAGCAGAGCGGCGCAAGGCGCUUGUCCUCAGCAGGUGGUGCGGACGCCAUGAAAGGCGUGCAGGUCUGGGAGUCUAUUGGCACGGCCGAGCAGCCAGCUGCAGCUUUGGAGCAGCCGCGGCCUGUCAACGGAGCUGCGCCUGGCCAAAGUGCGAGUCUAGUGCCAGCUGCCCCAAACUACAGCGUGAAGCCUGUGAAGGUACUGGCCAAACAGCAGGCCAAGCAGAGUGGGGUUCCUGGCAUUAGUUGGCAUUCAAGCAGCUUCCGUUGGCAGCUCCAAUGGACUGAGAAAGGCCAAACAGGGGGAGAAGCUGCUCGCCACAUCCAAAAUUUCAGCGCCAGCAGCUUCAUGAAGGAUGGCCUCAACGAGGCGGAAGCUGAGGCUGCCGCCCUGGAGGCGGCCAAGGCCUUCCGCGCGCGGCUGGUGGCCAAGGGCCGCAUCAAGGAGAAGCGCCGGGGCGAGAGCCUCACCUCCAACGUGCCUGGGGUGGCUUUCAAGAAGGCGAAAAAGAAGUGGAAUGUCGAAAUUUCCAGGCCCGGUGGAAGGAGAAUCCAGGGCGGCUGCUUCACGGAGAAGGCCGAGGCGGAGGGCAGGGCCCUGGAGCUGCGGGAGCUCCACGGCUUGCAGCGCUCCGUGAAGGCCUCCGCCUCACGAGAUGAGUUGCCGGUCUUCCAGCCCAAGGCGCCGUCUCCUGGUGUCAGUUGGGAACGCCAAGCACAAUGCUGGCACGCUCAGCUCACGCGCAACAAACGCAAGAAGGAUUCGAGGUUCAGGCCCUUGGACCACUCCGAGGCGGAGCUGGAGAAGGCCUUCGCGAAAGCCGUGGCCUGGCUCAAGAAGGAGCGGAAGGAGAUGGCAUCUUAG